GGUUUAGCGACAGCUCGGAUCUGGUCCAACAGUGACACCAUCACACAGGCACCAUGUCCUACACCUGCCCUGACUGCGGGAAAGGUUUUAGCAGGAGAUCAGGUUUUACCUUGCAUCAACGGAUCCAUACGGGUGAGAAACCCUUUAAAUGUUCUGAGUGUGGGAAGCGGUUUACCCAUAGUUCCAGUUUAUCACAGCAUCGCCGCAUCCACACGGGAGAGAGACCCUAUAAGUGUCUGGAGUGUGGGAAGGGGUUUACCCAGAGUUCCCAUUUAUCACGGCAUCACCGCAUGCACACGGGAGAGAGACCCUAUAAGUGUCUGGAGUGUGGGAAGGAGUUUACCCAUAGCUCUGCAUUAUCACACCAUCACCGCAUCCAUACUGGAGAGAAGUUGUAUCCCUGCACUCACUGUGGGAAAGCCUUCAACAAUAGCACCUCUUGGAUUAAUCACCAACAUGUCCACACUGAGGAAAAACCCUACACGUGUCCCCAGUGUGGAAAGGGCUUUACAACGAGGCCAAAUCUCACCCGACACCUACGGAUCCAUACGGGUGAACGUCCUUUCACCUGUCCUCAGUGUGGGAAGGGCUUCACAUCAAGCUCAAAUCUCACCCAACACCUACGGAUCCAUACGGGUGAACGUCCCUACAAGUGUCCCGACUGUGGGAAGAGCUUCUGUGAUCGCUCCAAUUUGAAAACUCAUCAACGCGUCCACAUUAAAGGACGCGAAUUAAAACAUUAA
Molecule: messenger RNA, 743 nt
Organism: Calypte anna (Anna's hummingbird)
Lineage: Eukaryota; Metazoa; Chordata; Aves; Apodiformes; Trochilidae
Product: zinc finger protein 239-like
Exons: 1
Coding region: 54-743 (229 amino acids)
Biological process (GO): regulation of transcription by RNA polymerase II
Cellular component (GO): nucleus
Molecular function (GO): DNA-binding transcription factor activity, RNA polymerase II-specific; RNA polymerase II cis-regulatory region sequence-specific DNA binding
Source: RefSeq, a predicted model, not a curated record